AUGAGAGGCAAUCCAAGAAGUUUAGAAGAAUGGUUGUAUUUGAAGUUACUAAAUAGUGCACGAUUUCAACGUUUUGUGCGAAGAAUAUAUAAUAAGGUUAAUGGUAUAAAAGAUACACCUUAUGUUCAUGAAGAGACUGCAUCUGAAUUCUUAUAUAAACCUACAGCUGGUCAGAGGUUCAAGGCAUUUCGAGUAAUAUUUUGGGAUGAGAUUAAGAAAUCAUUUGGGUUCCCAGGCAAUAAGAAUAAGCCAUUCAAAUGA
Vanderwaltozyma polyspora DSM 70294 is the source of this 261-nucleotide messenger RNA. RefSeq names its product Mrx7p (gene MRX7). The transcript has a single exon. Lineage: Eukaryota; Fungi; Ascomycota; Saccharomycetes; Saccharomycetales; Saccharomycetaceae. The record is from RefSeq and is a predicted model, not a curated record. Bases 1 to 261 code for a protein of 86 amino acids.